CAACACUGGUUUAAUGGACGAAAAGAUAUGCUAUGCUGCCAAGAACACCAAAAACUGCAUGAAGUGGUAUUUAAUUUGUGCGUCAAAUAGUUUUUGGGGUUAAUUACUUCAUACCAAAAUUGAUUUUAACUAAUUACAUCCAACAUUUAAAGUGUAAAUUUAUUAAAAAUGACUGUCGACGGCGAGGAAAAAGCUGAGCGAGAGCGUGUUUUUAUGGACAUUUCUAUCGGUGGCUUGCCCUCUGGAAGAAUUGUGUUUGAAUUGUUUACUGAUGUUGCUCCAAAGACUGCGGAAAACUUCCGUGCUUUAUGCGCUGGUGACAUGGGAGUUGGUAAAGUUACUGGAAAACCGUUAACAUAUAAGGGUAUGGUGUUUCAUCGAGUAGUAAAAGACUUCAUGAUACAAGGUGGGGAUUUCACUAAUGCUAAUGGGACUGGCGGAGAGUCCAUAUAUGGAGGGACAUUUGAAGAUGAGACAUUUGAACUGAAACAUGACCGGCCAUACUUAUUGUCUAUGGCCAACAGAGGAAAGGACACAAAUGGAUCUCAAUUCUUUAUGUGAGUUCAGGGAGAAUGAGAGCUUUAGUAGGCCUUAUAUAGUAUUUAAUUUCAGUAAUGUGUAAAGGAAUCUAUCUAAGUUUACUUAAUGUUGGAAUUAUUUGAACAAUAUUGUAAAAUUAGCUAUUGUUUCUAUUCUGAAUUUAUGCUUUAUUUUGCAUACUGUAAUAACUAUAAAUAGCAAAAUCUGUUAACUAAAAAUCUUAUAUCUAUCAAAUAAAAUAAUUUGCUUGCAACAUAAGAUUUUUCAAAGUAUAAGGAGGACAAACAGAGACGACACCUGAGCAGAAUGCCUGUAAAAAAAAAUAUAUUUAAAUUUGGAUUGAAAUGUAUGAUAUUCUUUCAGAUUAAUUUGGGGUACAAUGAUAAUAUCUACAAAAUGAUUGGAUUAGACAAUUAUUCACUUUAAAGUCCCUAUUGUUUGCCAAAUCGCUAGUUAAAAUCUAUGUUAUUGAACAAUAACAAUCCUGCUAUCCCAAAUAGGGUUUUGGGCUUGAAUAUAAUAUACAUAUUGAUAAUUUGUAACAAUGGGAACACUUCCUGGCACACCACAUUACUUGAAGUACACUAAUAUACUCACAGUACACAACACUACUCAAAGUACACCACUACUCAAAUAACACUACACUACUCAUAGUACAUGACAUAACUGACAUUGAACUAUAUCACUCAUAGUCAAAGAAAUGUAUAGACUAGACAUGUGAACAUUUUUUUCAUGGUAACUGCUUUGAAAGGUACGAAGUUGUCAAGUUUAGUACACCACCACAUGUUCUUGUAUUGACAUGUUAUAAAACAUUUUACAUCAUUAUAAGCUCUA
This is a messenger RNA of Papilio polytes (common Mormon), 1374 nucleotides long. Its product is annotated as peptidyl-prolyl cis-trans isomerase D-like. Gene Ontology annotation, cellular component: intracellular membrane-bounded organelle. The record is from RefSeq and is a predicted model, not a curated record. Gene Ontology annotation, biological process: protein peptidyl-prolyl isomerization. Gene Ontology annotation, molecular function: peptidyl-prolyl cis-trans isomerase activity. The transcript is spliced from 4 exons. Lineage: Eukaryota; Metazoa; Arthropoda; Insecta; Lepidoptera; Papilionidae. The coding region runs from base 169 to 561 and encodes 130 amino acids.